Molecule: messenger RNA, 429 nt
Organism: Paecilomyces variotii
Lineage: Eukaryota; Fungi; Ascomycota; Eurotiomycetes; Eurotiales; Thermoascaceae
Product: putative ergosterol biosynthesis protein Erg28
Exons: 2
Coding region: 1-429 (142 amino acids)
Cellular component (GO): membrane; endoplasmic reticulum
Molecular function (GO): protein-macromolecule adaptor activity
Source: RefSeq, a predicted model, not a curated record
AUGGAGUCUCUGCUCGCAUACCUCCCUCCUCACGCUGGGUUUCUGCCCAAAUGGCUUUUCCUGGUCUCUAUCAUAUCUACCGCUAACAGCGUCUCCUCCUACGUCGACCCUGACUAUGCGCGUCAACUCUACGCCGGCUCACCCUCUACGGGCAACGUUUCGCCCGUGAAUCCUCUCUCCGGGCGCACGUUUGGCACUUGGACCCUCCUCUCCUCCGUCGUGCGGAUGUAUGCUGCUUACUACGUGAACUCCCCAAUCGCGUAUGACUUGGCGCUAUGGACAUACGGCAUCGCGCUCUUCCACUUCAUCAGUGAAUGGUUGGUCUAUGGGAGUGCGCAGCCCAAGGGACGCUUCGUCGGCCCGUUGAUCGUGGCUUCGUCGACAGUGGCCUGGAUGUUUACGCAGAGGUCGUGGUAUCUGGCUCUGUAA